Messenger RNA from Clonostachys rhizophaga, 279 nucleotides. Lineage: Eukaryota; Fungi; Ascomycota; Sordariomycetes; Hypocreales; Bionectriaceae. The record is from the annotation of a GenBank genome assembly.
AUGAAGUUCGCCAUUGCCUCCCUCUUCCUCGCCGUCACCGGCCUGGUCAACGCCCUCCCCUCCUCCGAGGUUGAGGCCGACGCUCCCAACCUGUCCGUCAGAGCGAAAUCCGGAGACUCUUGCAGCAAGUCCGGUAGUGUUACCUGCUACGCUCAAAAAGGCCAACCUCAAACUUCCAUUCUCGUUUGCUCUGGUGGCAAGUGGAAAACUCAGGCUAAUUGCGCGCGUGGGACCACUUGCAAAUAUGACAGUGGUAAGAACUGGGCUUGGUGCGGGUAA